Messenger RNA from Trichoplusia ni (cabbage looper), 2355 nucleotides. RefSeq names its product chondroitin proteoglycan 2-like. Gene Ontology annotation, molecular function: chitin binding. Gene Ontology annotation, cellular component: extracellular region. NCBI's taxonomy places the organism in Eukaryota, Metazoa, Arthropoda, Insecta, Lepidoptera, Noctuidae. The coding region runs from base 202 to 2337 and encodes 711 amino acids. The record is from RefSeq and is a predicted model, not a curated record. The transcript has 16 exons.
UAAAAGCAUGGCAGACGUAUGAACAACACGUGCCUGUGAAUGUUAAAACUUGUCUAACUUCUAGUAGCAUCUGAAGUUGAUGUAAUACGGAGAUGAGACCGGGUUUCGCAACAGUCCGGUGUGUCCCCAAGGUCGGCGGAGCUCGCUCAUUCAUUACCUGAGCGAAACUCGUGCGCUCGCCAGUACGGGGUUGUGAUCAGCAUGGACAAGUCUUUGAUAGUGUUUGCGUGCCUCUGCGGCUUCGCCGUCGCCCAGUUCGGAAAUGUGGGGCAGAGAGGUCAAAACGCCUACGCCAGGGGACAGAGCCAGCAGCAAUACCAGGAGGCGCCUCAGAUCCAAUCCGCCGGCGCGUGCAAGGAGCUGAACGAAAGAUACCCUGUGCCCGGCAGCUGUGACAGAUACGUCGAAUGCAUUAACGGAACAGCUGAGGAGAAGCUGUGUCCUGACGGUCUUCGCUUCAACCCCAACGUGAACUUCAACGCUUACCCUUGCCAGUACCCCAACGAGUACUCCUGCUUGGAACGAUCCUCUCUACAGCCUCCUCAGCCCACUGAACAGUGCGAGCACCAGUUCGGAUACUACAAGCUCGGAGACAGGGUCAACUGCAGCUACUUCAGAAACUGCGUCAGUGGAGUAGGAUACGACUUCCAGUGCCCUGAGGGUCUGGCCUGGAACUCGGCUAGCUACCGCUGCGACUGGCCCGAUGAGGUCGAAGACUGUGACGCCGAAGCAUUCCUUGGCUUCCGCUGCCCUGAGGUUCCCGAAUCCAGGGAGCUGGGCCCACCUGCUGGCUUCCGAUUCUACAGGGCCGACAACAACUGCCAGAAGUACUUCCUGUGCGUUGGCCACAAACCACGAGUUCUAUUCUGCGGCAAGAACACCGCUUACGAUGAAAUCAGCGGCACCUGUGUAUCCGCCGAGGAGGUUCCUGCCUGCCCCGUUGAGAUCAGAGAAGAAGCCGCUCGCGCCAGGCUAGAGGCCCAGGAACUCCUGGCCAAGGAGAUCGAAUUCAACGCCCUCACGACCAAGAAGAGGCGUUACUGUCAGGCGCAAGCUGUGGCUGAAAGUAGUGCAGCUGUAGCCCCUGCUGCGAUGCGGAGUAGCAUGUGCAAAAGCAAAAAUGGUUACUACAAGGCGGAAGCCAGCUGUGACAGCUACGUAGAAUGCGUUCGGUAUAUGGCAGAAUCAAAGACCUGCCCAGACGGUCUCCACUUCAACCCUGCCGCCGUAUGGCCUGAGUACCCUUGUGCAUAUCCCUCGGACGUGCCUUGCGUAGGCCGUGAUGCCACCCAGCCAGCCCAACCCACCGCUGACUGCCCUCACCAGUUUGGUAUCUUUAAGUCCCCUCUCGCCAGCGCUGACAACUGUGGUCAAUACCGUCAGUGCGUAGGAGGUGUCGCGACUGAGAUGGUGUGCCCCGCUGGUCUCGCCUUCAACUCUGACUCCGGCCGUUGUGACUGGCCCGACAAUGUUCCCACCUGCAACACCAACGUGUUCCUUGGAUUUUCUUGCCCCAAUGGACCUGACGGCAACUACAAGUACCACGGCAACUGCUUCUACUUCUUCUCAUGCACCGGCGGUAACCCGAGGCUGCUGCAGUGCGACCAAGGUCUGGCCUUUGACGCCGCUUCAGGCCGCUGCGUAGAUGAAGACCGUGUCGACUGCAAAAUUGACUCCGUGCAGCCUUUUGCUAGUACGGCCCAAGUUCAGAAUACAUCACCCACUGCCAAGUACAAUAACAUCUGUACAAAGAAGAAUUCUUACUACAAGGUUGACGGCAGCUGCGAUUCCUAUAUUGAGUGUAUUGGUAAUGUUGCCGAAACAAAGGCUUGUCCUGACGGCUUCAACUACAAUCCUGACGCAGUGUGGCCGCAGUACCCCUGUGGAUACCCCAUGGACGUGCCGUGUGUAGGCCGCGGAGCCUCCCAACCGCCCCAGGCUACUGCUGACUGCCCUCACCAGUAUGGUUUCUUCAAGUCCCCUCUGGCCAGCUCUGAGAACUGUGGUCAAUACCGCCAGUGUGUGGCCGGCGUGGCCCUUGAGUUGUCAUGUCCCGCUGGACUUGCCUUCAACCCUGACACCAACCGCUGCGACUGGCCCGACAAUAUUCCUUCCUGCAACACCGAAGCAUUCCUUGGAUUCUCCUGCCCAGCUGGACCCAAUGGCAACUACAAAUAUCACGGCAACUGCUACUACUUCUUCUCGUGCACUGAGGGACACCCCAGGCUACUGCAGUGUGACGCCGGCAUGGCCUUCGACCCCGCUUCAGGUCGCUGCGUAGAAGAUCACCUCGUCAACUGCUCCUCCGGAAUAGUGCCUAUCGCCACCCAGCAAUAGAUUACAAAAUAUAAUUAG